Molecule: messenger RNA, 1428 nt
Organism: Marmota flaviventris (yellow-bellied marmot)
Lineage: Eukaryota; Metazoa; Chordata; Mammalia; Rodentia; Sciuridae
Gene: Gal3st1
Product: galactose-3-O-sulfotransferase 1
Biological process (GO): myelination; galactosylceramide biosynthetic process
Cellular component (GO): membrane
Molecular function (GO): galactosylceramide sulfotransferase activity
Source: RefSeq, a predicted model, not a curated record
GAAGGGCUCGUUGUUUCACUUAGACUGAGUGAGGAUAUGGACAACUCCUUUUAGGAGCCCUACACCACUCCAGACAGGGCAGAGCUGGUUGCAGCAGAGGUGCCCCUGAGGGUCACCAGACUGGGGGACCACCGGAAUCACCAGGUGUCUGAGAUGCCGCCCAUGCUACAGAAGAAGCGCUGGGAGUCCAUGGCCAAGGGGCUGGUUCUGGGAGCUCUGUUUACCAGCUUCCUGCUGCUAUUGUACUCCUAUGCUGUGCCCCCACUGCACACUGGCCUGACCUCCACGACCCCCGAUGCCAUAGCACCCUGCUCCCCAGUCUCUGGUGAGUCAGAGGGGGUGAUUCUGGCCAAUGGCUCAUUUAGAGGUUGCCAGCCGCGGCGCAACAUCGUGUUCAUGAAGACACACAAGACGGCCAGCAGCACGCUGCUCAACAUCCUGUUCCGCUUUGGUCAGAAGCACGGGCUCAAAUUCGCCUUCCCCAAUGGUCGCAACGACUUCGAUUACCCGGCCUUCUUCACCCGCAGCCUGGUGCAGGACUACCGGCCCGGGGCCUGCUUCAACAUCAUCUGCAACCACAUGCGCUUCCACUACGAGGAGGUGCGUGGCCUGGUGCCACCCAAUGCCACUUUCAUCACCGUGCUCCGGGACCCUGCCCGCCUUUUCGAGUCCUCCUUCCACUACUUUGGGCCCGUGGUGCCCCUCACGUGGAAGCUCUCAAGCAGCGACAAGCUGGCAGAAUUCUUGCAGGACCCAGAUCGCUACUAUGAUCCCAACGGCUACAACGCCCACUACCUCCGCAAUUUGCUCUUCUUCGAUCUGGGCUAUGACAGUGGCCUAGACCCUGGCAGCCCACAGGUGCAGGAGCACAUACUGGAGGUGGAGCGCCGCUUCCACCUGGUACUCCUCCAGGAGUACUUCGACGAGUCUCUGGUGCUGCUGAAGGAUCUGCUCUGCUGGGAGCUGGAGGACGUGCUGUACUUCAAGCUCAACGCCCGUCGUGAUUCACCAGUGCCUCGGCUCUCUGGGGACCUGUACCGCCGUGCAACAGCCUGGAACAUGCUGGAUGCCCGCCUCUACCGCCACUUCAAUGCCAGCUUCUGGCGCAAAGUGGAGGCCUUUGGGCGGGAGCGUAUGGCCCAAGAGGUGGCUGCCCUGCGCCGUGCCAAUGAGCGCAUGCGGCGUAUCUGUAUUGAUGGUGGUCGGGCAGUGGAUGCGGCUGCCAUCCAGGACUCAGCCAUGCAGCCCUGGCAGCCGCUGGGUUCCAAGUCCAUCCUUGGUUACAACCUCAAGAAGAGCAUUGGGCAGCGACACCAACAGCUCUGCCGUCGGAUGCUCACGCCCGAGAUCCAGUACCUGAUGGAUCUCGGCGUUAACCUCUGGGUCACCAAGCUCUGGAAGUUCAUUAGGGACUUUCUGCGGUGGUGA